Molecule: messenger RNA, 1185 nt
Organism: Aureobasidium melanogenum CBS 110374
Lineage: Eukaryota; Fungi; Ascomycota; Dothideomycetes; Dothideales; Saccotheciaceae
Product: dienelactone hydrolase
Exons: 3
Coding region: 1-1185 (394 amino acids)
Biological process (GO): polyketide metabolic process
Source: RefSeq, a predicted model, not a curated record
AUGACGGCGAGAGUAGAUGCAGGCGAACCCUUUCUCCAACAUCUGAAUGUCAGCAAGACACCAUAUGUUUUCCUCACGGCAGAGACGGACGACUUUGAUGAAGAAAUCAUUGCUGCAUGGCAGGAAGAAGGCUUCGUUACGACGUAUGUACCUUAUGGCGAUGGAGGAAGAGAUUAUAUGAACAGGAUGCAUGCGGCUCCUGAUCAGGCAGUGGGAUUGAAUGAUCAGUACGCCAUAGUAGCAUUCGGUGAUGCAGCGAGCGUAUGCCUCGAGGCCUAUGUCAAGUCUACACCCCGUCUAGCCGCCUUGAUCGCAUACUAUCCCGAUAGAAUCCCUGAUCCGCAACAAACACGGUACCCCAUGCACACGACUGUCCUAGUUCACCUCGUAGGCAAUGAGAUCAAAGUCUCCCGCACGCCAGAAGUACUCGGCAUACAAGGCAAGAAAAAGAUUAUCACAAAGAGGAUAGGGGAUGGAGCUGGUCUAGGUGGAGAGCUCAAAUUGAGCUUCCAGGCAUACAAGUAUCCUGGCGUCGAAUCUGGUUUCGCGGAGAGUGACUUGGAUGAAUACGAUGCUGCUGCCGCUGGUCUGGCGUGGAGCAGGAGCUUGGGUGUUGUAAGAAAGGCUUUACGAAUAGCCUCUGAUAUCGAGAGAGUACGAGACAACCAAUUGGACUACGCGCGAAAUGGCAAUGUCCAGAAAGCCCUUUCCAUCACCACCGCUAAACCAGCAGUUCUCCACGUACCCACCCUAACCGGUGCAUUCCACGAGGAGGACCUAGCAGACUUUUACACCGAGUUCUUCCAACCAUCACCCACAUCUCUUAAUUGCAGACUUCUCUCUCGCACUGUGGGCACCGACCGUGUAGUCGACGAGUUGUCCCUCUCUUUCAACCACAACAAAGUAAUACCAUGGCUACUCCCUGGUAUCCCCGCCACAAACCGCAGGAUCGAAGUGGUGAUUGUCAGUAUCGUAUGCAUCAAAGCAGGGAAACUGGCCAGUGAAAAGGUAUACUGGGAUCAGGCUAGUGUGUUGAUGCAAGUGGGAUUGCUUGAUCCGAAGCUGGUUCCGGACAAGUUCAAAGAGAAGGGAGUUGAGAAGUUGCCGGUUAUUGGUGCUGAGAGUGCGAGAGCGGCUGUUAGAGGGAGUAGUCGGAGGAUCAACGAGUUGAUUGAUGAGUGGUAG